AUGGCGGUUCAGUCGAGUCGUAGUGCGUAUUUUGGGAUCAGAGUAGCUGCUUCACCUUCUCAGAUACUCUCUACGAAACCCAUAGCUCGAAUCUCGCUAUCAACGAAGCUCAAACCCUCCUCUCAACCUUCGAUUUCAUGCUCUAUUUGGAAUCAUCCAGGUCAAAUUCCGGCGAGACUCUCCGGUGUUAUCAGUCCGGGAAUAUUCGCUUCUUCCAAUCCUAUCUUCUCUGAUGAACCACCUGAAUCGGAAUCUUCUUCCCUUGGAAAGAAGAAGCUGCGUGUGCUAGUGAAGCCGCUGGAGAAACCGAAGGUGGUAUUAAAGUUUGUGUGGAUGCAAAAGGACAUAGGAGUUGCAUUAGACCACAUGAUUCCAGGAUUUGGAACAAUCCCACUUAGUCCAUACUACUUCUGGCCUAGGAAAGAUGCUUGGGAAGAGCUCAAAGCUUUGUUAGAGAGCAAGCCUUGGAUCUCUGAGCUUCAUCGCGUCUUCCUCCUUAACCAAGCUACAGACAUCAUCAAUCUUUGGCAAUCAAGCGGUGGAGAUUUUUCUUGA
Molecule: messenger RNA, 555 nt
Organism: Arabis nemorensis
Lineage: Eukaryota; Viridiplantae; Streptophyta; Magnoliopsida; Brassicales; Brassicaceae
Source: the annotation of a GenBank genome assembly